AUGGCUUCAGAUGAUGGAGUCGGUCCUCGAAAGAGGCGGAGGAUCGGUCCUCCCGGAUCAGAACCUUAUGUCUUGCGUUCACUGUUCGACGACGUCCCGCUGGCGACGGACGAUAGCUCGGACGUUUACAUCACCUGUGUCGAGUACUGGGAUGGGAACUUGUAUAUUGGUACCUCUGCAGCGGAAGUCUUGCACUUCGUCUGCCUCCCAGCAGCUUCCGACGACGACUCGACCGAUCCUACCUUUAUCCUAGCAUCUCGACUGCCUAUCCCAUUCCAGAACGAGCCCUCCCACAGCGACCCCCCAGGAGUUCGACAAAUUGUCGUAUUGCCGUCGGUGAAUAAAGCUUGCAUUCUUUGCAAUGGCAUGGUCACGUUCUACCUGCUACCGGAGCUAAGCCCAGCGUUUGGGAAUACUAAGGUCAAUCAUUGCCGCUGGAUCGGUGGCUUGGAUCUCAACCAAGACGCUGCCUCUGGGGAAGAUCCUGUUGUGAUGAUUGCUGUCCAGAACAGCGUCAUGCUGAUUCGGAUUGGAGAGGGAGCUCGACGCAUCAAGCAGAUCAAGUUUCCCGGUUGCUUGGUGGCGGCGCGCAGGGGCACCAUUGCCUGCGCCGCUGAUACUCAUUCGUACUCGCUGCUAGAGGUAGAGCACCAACAGAAGAUUCCGUUAUUUCCUAUCUCCUCCUCGAGCGAGGUCUUCGAAUCCGGCCAUGUGGAGGAUAUCCCCCCGGCACCACAGACUCCAUUGAAGCGAUCGCCUUCCUCAUCGUAUCCGAGCUCGCCUCCAAUGGAUCCUCAUGUGCAUGGUAGAAGCAGCAGCUUGAAUACCUUUGUGGGCAUGCUGCAGCCGCAUGCGCAGAUGCGGGGGCAUAGCCGCUCGCCUUCCGGGACACCGGACCCUUUCACAUCUACCGGGAGUAUCCGCCGCUCUAGCUCAGAAGAGCGAGACGAAGGGGAAGAAGAUCUCAAGCCACUACCUCCUCUACCCCCUCCAAAGCCAGCCCAGAAACAAUUACAGCCGCACGUGGUCUCCCCGACUCCAACUGAAUUCCUUCUUGUAACUGGAACAGAGGAAACGGAACCGGGAGUGGGUAUGUUUGUAGAUAUGGACGGCGAAGUUGUUCGGGGCACGAUCAACUUUCACAGGUAUCCCAAGUCGGUUGUCAUUGAUGCCGGCGAAGACGAUCAAUCUCUGCAGCCCAAUGACGAUUCAAAGGAGGAAUAUGUUCUCGCCUUGAUUGAAGAUGGAGAGAAUGGAGAGCAACGAACCCGACUGGAAAUCCAAAGGUGGGAUGACGAUCCUGCCGAAAUAGAACGACACAAGAAGUGGCUAGACAUACCGUCUUCACCCGGCGAGUUGCAGACUACUCGAUUCGGGUUAAAGCACACGCUCAGUCCCAGUCAACUUGAUAACAAUGAGAUUGGGAAGCUUCUGCAAAUGGUCCGUCUCAAGACACCAUUGCUAUCGCCUCAUGUCGCCACCGUGGACCCUCGAACCCAGGAGUCCAUUGAGCAGCAAAAGACAGAAAAGGAACUCUUUGAGUCGCAAGAGCUGACCGAGUCCGAGGGAUCUAAGAAAGGAGAUUCCGGGUCAGCAGAACGCGACUGGGAAAGUCAGCGCAACGCCGAAGAAGCGAAAUUCGUCCGCGGGCUUGGCAAGCUGCAGAGCAGUCUCGUCCUUUGGUCGGGUUCACAAAUCUGGCGGCUCCUUAAAAAUCCCUUGGUUAUUCAGCUAGAGAAUACUCUACAGAAGGCUCAGCAGGUAGAUGACAAGGGACGCAUCACGCUGCAGAGGGAUGCUGUCAUGGAGUUGAUGGUUUCAAUCCAAGACAUUGAGCCCAAAACCGAGGCUGAAUUCCUUGGUCUGGGAUACGUGAAACAGAAAGCCAGCUUAUUGCUAUAUGGAGAUCUGCUGUCCAUGCACGCGGAGCACCGUGCGGAUCCUACUAUCAGGAAUACCGAGAGGGCUCUCUUGUCUGGUAAUCUGGACCCUCGACUGGCCGUACUGUUCAUUCCACUGCUUCGAUGCGAGGUAUUACAGGGACCACAGGGUAUCUGGAUACAGUCUGGCUUGGCAGACACAACGGCAAAAUACCUUAAACAAGUUGAGCAGACAAGCAAUGCAGCCGAAGUGCACAGCUCUGUGCUGAACAUGGUGAAGCGGUUCCUCCUCUCGUGGCAACAAAAGAGAGGCUAUGGCAGUAUCACCGAUGAGACGUACGUCUUGGAUAGCACGGAUGCUGCACUUCUCCAUCUUCUUCUUGAGCAAGAUGCACAUCUGAGUACGCAGCAACGCGCUUCAUCCACGCGCAGUGAACUGAACAAGCUAGUCGAUAAUUGGAAGGGCAACUUUGAGCGAGCCGUUGCCCUUCUAGAGCAGUACAAGCGGCUUUAUAUUCUGAGCCGACUAUACCAGAGCCGAAAGAUGUCCCGAAAUGUGCUCAAGACAUGGCGGAGGAUUAUUGACGGAGAAUCCGAUGCCGGCGGGGAGGUUACUGGCGCCGGCGUUGAGGCGCAGAUGCGCAAGUAUUUGGUGAAGAUCAAAGAUUCCCAGUUGGUGGAAGAGUAUGGCUCCUGGCUUGCUGAACGGAACCCUGCUCUUGGUAUUCAAGUGUUUGCGGACAAUUCCAGUCGAGUGAGGCUUGAGCCUGCCGAUGUGGUAGCAUUACUCAAAGAGCGUGCUCCCAAUGCUGUCCAGGUAUAUCUGGAGCAUCUGGUCUUUGCCAAAAACUACACACAAUACGCCGACGACCUCAUUGCAUACUACCUUGAUGAGGUCCUUUCGGUGCUCGAAUCCUCUCCCGCCGCACGGGCUUCUCUCGCCGAGUCCUACUCGACCUAUCGCGCUCUACGACCUCCUAAACCCACCUAUCUCAAUUUCAUCACCGAGAACACACCCGCCGAGCCCUGGUGGCAGUCCCGCUUGCGCCUUCUGCAGCUCCUCAGCGGCACCUCGGGCACACAGUUUUCCUCUACCGCCCUUCCCUCUGGUAUCACCUACUCCAUCCCCAACGUGCUCGCCCGCAUCGAGCCGUACCAGGAUGACCUCGUCUCCGAGAGCAUCAUCCUUGAUGGCCUACAAGGCCACCACCGUGCAGCCCUCCGCCUUCUCACCCACGGACUAGGCGACUACGACUCCGCCAUCCGGUACUGUCUCUUCGGCGGACCGCGCAGUGCCACCUCUUCUGGCGGUACGCAGCCUGAGCUAGCCGCGCACGACCUGCAGGUCAAGCUAUUCCGGCACCUGCUAGACGAAUUCCUGCAGAUUCAGGACCUGACAGAGCGCAUCGAACGCACGAGCGACCUGCUUGCGCGGUUCGGAGCCUGGUUCGAUGUCCGCGAGGUUCUCGAGCUCGUGCCCGAGGACUGGAGUGUGGAUAUCCUGGGCGGCUUCUUGGUCCAGGUAUUCCGCACGCUCGUCUCGCAGUCGCGGGAAGCAAGGAUUGAGCGGGCGUUGAGUGCCGGGUUGAACCUGCGAGUUGGUGUCCAGUAUACCGAUAGUAUGGAGAAGGCAGGGCCCUGGGUGGAGGAUGGGGAGGGUUUGCGGCGGUGGAAAGGGAGCAGUAAGGCCGAGGCGGGUGUGCCUGGUGGCGAUGUGAUUACUGCUGGGGAGGAUAGUGAGUUUGGCGAUGUUGUGGGUCCUACUGCUUAG
Molecule: messenger RNA, 3651 nt
Organism: Penicillium daleae
Lineage: Eukaryota; Fungi; Ascomycota; Eurotiomycetes; Eurotiales; Aspergillaceae
Exons: 4
Coding region: 1-3651 (1216 amino acids)
Biological process (GO): vesicle-mediated transport; endosomal vesicle fusion; autophagy
Cellular component (GO): cytoplasm; fungal-type vacuole membrane
Source: RefSeq, a predicted model, not a curated record